This is a messenger RNA of Solea solea (common sole), 2374 nucleotides long. Its product is annotated as 5-hydroxytryptamine receptor 3A-like. Gene Ontology annotation, biological process: signal transduction; chemical synaptic transmission; regulation of membrane potential. The transcript has 10 exons. NCBI's taxonomy places the organism in Eukaryota, Metazoa, Chordata, Actinopteri, Pleuronectiformes, Soleidae. The record is from RefSeq and is a predicted model, not a curated record. Gene Ontology annotation, molecular function: extracellular ligand-gated monoatomic ion channel activity; neurotransmitter receptor activity; transmembrane signaling receptor activity. Bases 64 to 1452 code for a protein of 462 amino acids. Gene Ontology annotation, cellular component: membrane; neuron projection; synapse.
UACUGAGAGAACGGUGAUACACAGUGCGUGCGUGCACAGUUGCCUCUCACAGGUGUUGCAGACAUGAUGCUGGCUGGUUCCCUUCUCCUGCUCUUCCUCUUAGAUGGGGUGAACUCUCAGGAGAACUGCAACUAUCAGGAUGUUUUAGACCACCUGAACUUGACCAGACACAACGAGCGCUACUUCAUGACUCGACCUGUCAAAGACUACAAACGCCACACAGAGGUACACCUGGAAGUUCUGCUCUAUGCAAUUCUAGAUGUGGUUGAGAAAGAACAAAAAUUCAUUCCAUACGUUUGGUCUGUCAUGAGGUGGCACAAUGACUACAUUUCCUGGAAUCCAAGUCAGUUUUGUGGAAUUGAUAAUGUUUCUCUUCCCACUGAGAUUCUGUGGAAACCAGAUCUCACUAUAGAAGAAAUGACAGAGAAGGACAAAGCACCUCCAAGUCCAUAUCUCACCAUCAACAAUGAAGGUGAUGUGGAAGUCCAGAACGAUCUGGUGCUGGUCAGCACCUGCAGGAUGCACAUCUACAAAUUUCCUUUUGAUAUACAGAGCUGCAACCUCUCCUUCAAGUCUGUCAUCUAUACUGCCAAGGACAUCCGACUCCUUGCAAGUGACAAUUCCUCAGAGGCUACAGAGUGGUCUCGAGAGGUGAUGCGGACUCAAUAUGAAUGGCUGUUCAUCAACAUGAAAGUCACCACCAUCAAUGCCAGUGAUUUACUCAGCCAAGACAUCAUUGUUUACACUAUCAACAUGAAGAGGAGGUCGGCCCUCUACAUUGUCAACUUCAUACUACCCAUCUUGUUCUUCCUGUGCCUGGACAUGGCCUCAUUUCUGAUCUCAGACAGCAGCGGUGAGAAGCUGAGCUUCCAGGUCACGGUGCUGCUCGCAAUCACUGUGUUACAGCUCAUUCUGAAUGAUAUUUUGCCUUCCUCGUCAAACAGUAUCCCCCUCAUAGCGAUCUACUGCAUUGGGAUCUUUGCUUUGAUGAUGCUCAGCCUCCUGGAGACGAUUCUGAUGAUGUAUCUGACGGAAAAAGACAACAUGCAGCAUGACGACGAGACAGAUAAAGACCAAAGGUUCAGUGGGGACUGUAACAGGCAGGGUAGAGUCAACUUUGACAACUUUCAUGCAGAGAUGCAAGAUUGGACUGAGAAUGGGUGUAUCUACAAUGUUGCUGCCGAAACCCCAGCCGAGCUGCAGAGUAUGGCCAUAGAGCACAACAGCAGCACCAGGCUGGUGGGGGAGAGCCGUGUCUUGGAGAAGGUUUCAGCUGAGCUGAGGGAGAUGGAAAAAACUCUGACUCUGCUCCUGGGCAACAGAAAGGUAGACUACAAGUCCGGCUACUGGACCAGAGUGGCUAAAAGGGUCAACAAAGUCUUCUUCAUUUCCUAUGUUAUAAUGGUCAGUGUGUUUUUAACUGUCCUCUUUUUGAAGUGGAACUAUGCAUAGCGGUAAUCAUAAUAAUAAUAGAGACAUGAAUGAGUGACUCUCUCACCUGCGACACCACAACUCCACCAUUAGUGGACCCCCAAACAAUACCAAUAAAACUAUUACAAUGCUGCAAUGCUAUUAAUUAUAAUAACUAUUAUUAACUUUUUAAUUAUAAAAUAAUUUAAGUGACUCCUGCCUUUGCAGCAAGAUGACCCAGGUUUUGCGACCCGGUCAGAAACAAGGGUCUUUCUGCAUGGAGUUUGCAUGUUCUCCCUGUGUGUGAGUGGGUUUCCUCCGGGUUCUCCAGUUUCCUCCCACAGCCCAAAAACAUGCAGAUUUGGGGAUUAGGUAAAUUGGACACUCUAAAUUGUAAGUGUGAGAGGAUAAAGCAGUAGAAAAUGGAUGGAUGGAUAAUUUAAAUUCUACAUGAACGGUGGCUCAGUUGAAACAAACCCUCCUUAAAAGCACAGCUCUCUGAGAGGACAGUGAAGUUUUAACAUGCUUUGCAGCUUUAGGUUUAAACCAAAGGCACCUGCAGCUGAUCAAUACGACCGUCUGUGAUCAUGCCGAUCAAAUGUUGAUCAUGUUAGUGCUUCUGACGCGUAUCUCCUGGUGUUUUGUUUUACUUGUCUCCUCCUCCUGUUAUUUGAAGUGUGCAUUUCCUAUUAAAAAUGGCAUGCUAUGUUUUGUGAGUGGUGUUCUCGACCGUAUGCUCACUGCACUGCUACUUCGUGGUGUUUGGCAAAUAAUUGUUUAUGUACACAAUGUUGUUAAUGUUAUGUGCAAAGUAGAAUAUAUUCCACGAAUAAAAGUGUCGGUCUUCUGUGUCAGGAACAUACUUUAAUUAAGUCAUGGCUUAAUUUACUUUACAAUAUGCACAUGUCACGUUUUGUUAAUGGUUUGAGCAUUGCUAUGUUGGCUUUUUAUAGCAUUUUCUGCU